AAAUUCUCUUUGUGUGAGAUAAUGUCCAGUGAAUUGAACAUGUCUACCAAAUCAAUUAGUGUCGUUUCUGAUGUAAACCAUACUCUUAUGGUAAAUAGACCAUCAACGUCGUCAGCUGAAGCUUUGUGUUCGAACAUGGAAAGUUCUUCAAUUAAUGAACCAGAAACACUACUGAUAACAAAUGGCGAUGAAAAUAUUGAAACUGGGACUUUGAAACAGAAAAAUUUUCGUAAAAAGAAGAAAUUAAAGAAAUUGCAAAUACCUAAUACAGUACAGUCUCAAACACACCCCUCACAAAUAAGUACACAUAGUAAUAGUACAAUUAAUAAGCUUUCUUUGGAUCAAGAUAAUGCGAAUAAUACAAGGUACCUUGAAAAUGUUUCACACCAUCCUCAAUUCAGAGUUACUAUGCACUCACAACAUAUGUUUAAUAAUCAUCGUUAUUCAUUUAGUGCUCCCACUACGCCAUUAGUUCUAGGUAACCAAAUUUUCAAUCAGGUUCAUCCAUCCACUGCACCAUUCCCACAAUAUAAUUUGCCUUCACCAAAUUAUUUACAUAAUCUGAUGCAACAUCCCUUGAUAAAUCAAUCUUAUCGUCAAAAUGUCAUUAGAAAUUUAUUUCCUAUAGUGACGAAUGGUUAUCAACACCACAAAGAAAAAUCCAAUGCUUCACCAAAACAAAACAAAAAAAAGGAGCAAAAGAAAGAUGAAUAUAAAUAUAGCUUGUAUAUGUUGAAAGAGGAUGUGGAAGUAGGGCUAAAGAAUAAGACACUCAUUGAAGGUGUGUUAAGGAUAAACCCAAAAGCUAGCAACUAUGCCUAUGUUUCUAGUUAUGACCGUAGUGAACAGGACAUUUGUAUCGAUGGUUUAAAAAAUAGGAACCGUGCAUUAGAAGGUGAUAUUGUUAUUGUCUCAUUAGUUGAUAGUGAUUCUGAAGAAAGUACAGAUGGUGACAAGAGGAAAAGAGGAAAGGUUGUUUAUAUAAAGGAAAAAAUACAUACACGAACAUGUAUUGGAACAAUGAAGCUAAUGCCAGAUAAAAGUCGCCAGAGAGCACUCUUUAUUCCUAGAGAUUAUAGAAUCCCGAGGCUAAAUGUUGCAUCAACAUUUUGGCCGAAUAAUUUUUAUGAGGAUUCAAAGAGAUAUGAAAAUACCCUUUUUAUGGCAAAAAUUUGUGAUUGGUUCGAUACAAGAUUUGCUAUAGGUAAAAUUCUAUGUAAUAUUGGAGAAUCGGGUGAUAUGAAAUCAGAAACUAGAGCUAUUUUAGCUCAAACAGAAUUGGAUAUAACACCAUUUGGUCCUGAUGUAAAGCACUUGUAUCCAAAUUUAGACUUUGUAAUCUCAGACGAAGAGCUAAAUUUAAGAGAAGACUGUCGCAAGCUAUGUUUAUUUAGCAUUGAUCCAUUUAAUUGUCGUGACAUAGAUGACGCUGUAUCUUGCAGACAACUUGAAAAUGGAAACUAUGAGGUUGGUGUGCACAUAUCAGAUGUAUCUUAUUUUUUAACAGAAAAUACAAUAUUAGAUGAAAAAGUUGCUGAAAAAGCAACUACCAUUUACAUGGUUGAAAAUGCAUAUCAUAUGUUACCUGAUGAACUCUGUAUGUUGUGCUCAUUAUUUCCUGGUGUUGAUAAGCUUGCGUUCUCUGUUUUUUGGGAGAUAACACCUGAUGCUAGAAUAGUGAAUACUCGUUUUGCAAAAACUGUUAUACAAUCAUGUUGCCAACUUGCAUAUGAUCAUGCUCAAGCCAUUCUUGAAAACAAAGCUGAUGCAAGACUGAAUUUUCCUGAAAUAUUUAAUGAGUUUCAGUUUGAUGAUAUUGCUGAAACAAUUAAAACUUUGGGCAGUUUGGCUGCCAUAUUAAGGAAAAACCGUUUCAACAGUGGUGCAUUGAGUAUAGACCAACCAAAAGUUUCAUUCCGCCUCAGUCCUUCGGAUGGUCUACCUGAAUCUUUUUCUAUUUAUGAGUCAAAAGAAAGUCAUCAAUUGAUCGAAGAAUUUAUGUUACUUGCCAAUAUAAGUGUUGCACAAAGAAUAUAUGAUGAUCACCCAAAACUAGCAUUCCUAAGAUGCCAUCCUCAACCAAGUGUUUUUAUGCUGAAGGAAUUAGCAAAGUCGCUGAAACCUAUGGGCAUUGAUCUUCAAAUAGACACUGCUGGGGAUUUACAGAAGUCAUUGUUGGCUUACAUAGGACCUGAUGCUGAUAAAGGCAAAGCACUGGUUUUAAGCAUGUUAUGUACUAAACCGUUGGCAAGAGCUAAGUAUUUUUGUGCUGGUGGAGAUGAAGGAGACUUCAACCAUUAUGCCCUUAAUGUGCCAUUGUACACUCAUUUCACGAGUCCCAUCAGAAGAUAUGCUGACAUUAUGGUGCACAGGUUGCUGUCAGCUAGUUUAAAAUAUCGAGAAGUGCCUUCUUGGGAGAUUGAUUAUGUUAGAUCAACAGCAGCACAGUGUAAUAAACAGAAAUAUAAUGCAAAAAGAGCAGCUGAACUAUCAACAGAGUUGUACCUGUUAAAAUAUAUAGAGUUGCAUUCACCAGUUGUCACGGAAGCUGCGGUAAUUGAUGUCAAAGAGAAACACAUUGAUGUAAUCAUAACAGCAAUGGACCUCAACAGAAGGAUUUAUUUUAACAAUGACUUCCCUGGCGAGUUCAAAUGUAUCAAGAAUGACGCGGGUCUGAAGUUAUCACAGAUGGAGUUGACAUGGCACGCCACUGAUAAAUCACCGGAAGUGAAACAGUGUAUAUGUGUAUUCUCUACAUUGAAAGUAGAAAUGCACAAAGGUGAUGAAAUGGUGAAAAUUGAAACAAAGCUCGUAAGACCAGAUCAAUCAUGAUCAAAUCAAUUUACAUGAUUUUAUAUUUUGAUAUAAUUUUACCUUUAUACUCCUUUACACAAUUAUUUUGCACAAAUAAAAUUUGAAAAACAAAAUUUUAUGUUAACCGUGGUUAGAGCACCGACACGGAACGCUGGAGGUCGUGGGUUCGAAUGCCGCAUCGUUCAUAAAGUUUUGUUUUUCAAAUUUUAUUUGUGUAUAGCUGACCCGGCAAACGUUGUUUUGCCAUAUAAAGUAUAAUUCAUGUGAUAGUUUUAUAAGUAAUAAAAUAUUGCCUAUAUUAUAGCCUGUACAUCAUUUUGUUCUAUUGUCAAUAGUUUUUGCAGC
Molecule: messenger RNA, 3159 nt
Organism: Leptidea sinapis
Lineage: Eukaryota; Metazoa; Arthropoda; Insecta; Lepidoptera; Pieridae
Product: DIS3-like exonuclease 2
Exons: 4
Coding region: 22-2832 (936 amino acids)
Biological process (GO): miRNA catabolic process; mRNA catabolic process
Cellular component (GO): P-body; exosome (RNase complex)
Molecular function (GO): RNA binding; 3'-5'-RNA exonuclease activity
Source: RefSeq, a predicted model, not a curated record